Aedes aegypti (yellow fever mosquito) is the source of this 1293-nucleotide messenger RNA. RefSeq names its product regucalcin. The record is from RefSeq and is a predicted model, not a curated record. Lineage: Eukaryota; Metazoa; Arthropoda; Insecta; Diptera; Culicidae. Gene Ontology annotation, biological process: L-ascorbic acid biosynthetic process. The transcript has 4 exons. Gene Ontology annotation, molecular function: gluconolactonase activity; calcium ion binding. Bases 175 to 1182 code for a protein of 335 amino acids.
AUCGAUCAGUUGCAAUUUAGUCAGCAACGAGCAAUCGUCCUACGGGAUAUUUAAAUCGUUUUCCUAGUAAAAUUUCAAGUGCCAUAGCGCGACGUAUUAAAGUUACCUAUCUAUUGAGUUUGCUCUUCAUCCACGUAUCAGUUUGUUGAUAGAUAUAAGCAAAGGGCAUGCAAGAUGCCAUUGUGUCGCAGAAAUAGAACAACGGCUACUGCAGGUGCAUUAGUUGCACUGUUGGCGUUGCUAGAUACGAUGGCAGCGGAGCACACCGUACAUCAGCUUCCGAGCCCACUGUCCAUAAUUGGCGCGAAAACCGUCUGGGAUGUGGACAGCCAGAGUCUCUUCUACGUGGACAUCAACGUGGCAGCCAUUCGUCGCUACGACUAUGCAGAGAACAAAACUUACAGCUGCACCAUAGACGGCGUCAAUCCGAUUGCUCCGGUUAUCCUGGUGCAAGGAAAGCCUGAUCACUUCGUGGUGGGAUCUGGCAACAAGUUACUCCUCGUCAGCUGGGAUGGUCGUUCUGAAAAAGGCACGCUCGUCAAAACGGUGUACGAUUUGGGGGAAUCGGAGAAACACGUGCGCUUCAACGAAGGUAAAGUAGAUCCGAAGGGACGACUUUACGCCGGAACCAUGCAACUGGAAUCGCUGGGCGAUAUCUUCCAGCAAAAGGAAGGCAAACUGUACCGAUUCGAUGGCAAAGUGGGAGGAGAGUUCCACAUGGUGAAAGACGGAAUCAGUAUUUCGAACGGUCUGGCAUGGAUUGAAAGUACGAACAAGCUGUACUACAUCGAUACUGCAGCCCUGGACAUUAAGGAGUUUGAUGUCUUGGAGAAUGGAGAUCUACAGAAUGAAACCGUUAUGUACGACUGGCGCGUUAAUGGAGAGGGCCCAGGUUAUUUCGGCGAUGGAAUGACUAAUGAUGCGGAUGGCAACCUGUACGUUGCCACGUGGGGUGGAUCAAAGGUUCAGAAGAUCAACCCAAGAACGAAGAAAGUCGAACUGGAAAUCCAAAUUCCGGCGAAAUUCGUCACAACACUAGCUUUUGGUGGGCCUCAAUUGGAUGAAUUGUUUGUAGCUACCGCUCAUACGGACACUCAGGAUCCACCGGCUGGAGCACUAUUUAAAGUGACCGGAUUGGGCGUUCGGGGUUUACCAAUGACGAAAAUGGUGCUGAAAGAUUGAAACCUCAAUAAUGAUGAUUGAUGAUCAUAAUCAUGAAAGCUAAAAAUCUGAUAAUAAAUGGAACAACUAACUUAAAACCAAAAAAAAAAAUCUGUUCAGGGAUUCAACCAA